This is a messenger RNA of Suillus clintonianus, 834 nucleotides long. Its product is annotated as NAD(P)-binding protein. Bases 1 to 834 code for a protein of 277 amino acids. The record is from RefSeq and is a predicted model, not a curated record. Gene Ontology annotation, molecular function: oxidoreductase activity. Lineage: Eukaryota; Fungi; Basidiomycota; Agaricomycetes; Boletales; Suillaceae. The transcript is spliced from 5 exons.
AUGGCACAAUCCACCCCUCGAGUUUGGUUGAUUACCGGUUGUUCCUCUGGGUUCGGCAGGGCGAUGGUGGAAGAGGUCCUGCAUAACGGCGAGAUUGCGGUCGCAAUUCUGCGCAAGCCUUCCGUCCUUGAUGACCUCGUCGCCAAAUACCCGCACACCCAGCUCCUAGUACUUCCAAUGGACGUGACGAACGAGGCGCAGGUCAAAUCUGCCUUCGCGAAGGCCAAGGACGCCUUUGGGCACAUCGAUGUCGUGUAUAACAAUGCGGGGCAGGCGUUCUAUCAAGAGCUGGAGGGGACACCGAUGGUGGACCGUGCCAAGGUGCUAAUGGAUGUCAAUUUCUGGGGCGCGGUAACGGUAAGCUUCGAGGCGAUGAGAUUCUUUAGAGAAGUGAACCCGAAAGGCGCUGGGGGCAUACUCGUGCAAGUAUCGAGCGCGGCAGCAACCACAGGGGCCCCAAUGAUCGGAUUCUAUAGCUCUACGAAAGCAGCCUUGGAUUCGUUCACCGAAGUCCUGGCACAGGAAGCUUCCCGCUUGGAAUAUUCGGUUAUACAGUUUAUGAAUGUCCACCCAGGUUGGACGCGCACGCCCAUUAUAUCAAGUGAAAUGCUCGAGCCUUCAGCACUGUAUGCAUCGGAACUGACAGCCGUGACGACGAAGUUUCGUGCUGGGUUUGAUGCAUUGAUAAAUACUGAUCUGCUGAAUUCUGUCGAGGUUGUGACAAAGCGCAUUUGGUCGAUGACGAGGAUGGACGAUGAGGACCUGCACAAGGGUAUGCAGGAGGGUCUAGUGCUUCAUAAGAUGAAGACUUUGAAAAUAGUUUCCGGAGCGUGA